CGUGACGUCACAUUCUCCUCUCGCGAGACUGUGACGGAACUCUGGGCGAGUUGGCCUGCAGCAGCGGGGGUGCUGGACAUGUGAACGGCGUUGCGGGAUUUAGACACCGAUCCGGGACCUCGGGCUGGGUUAUAAAACGCAACUGUUGAGCGUAUCGAUCUGUUGAUCUUUGCGCAGCUGCCUCUCUGAGAGUCUUGUUGGUGAGGGCAUCCAUUGCCUGCCUUAACUGAAGUUUAUCUGUGCAGAAGACUUUCAGAGGAGAUGCGGGAAUGACUGAGUCAGAAGAGACCGUUUUGUAUGUAGAGCACCGGUAUGUGUGUUCAGAGUGUGGAGAAGAGUAUCCCAGCCUAGAAGAUGCCCUUGUGCACCAGCAAACCCAUGCUGCAGCUUUGCAAGAGCCUCAGUAUCAAAUUGUGGGGGUCAACUCUCUGGAGAAUCAGUACCAGUGCCUGGAGUGUGGGCUGCUCUUGAGGACUCCAGAAGAUUUGCUUACCCACCAAGAGCUACACCCCACUCAAAAUGAAACCCCAAAACCCAAGCGCCCCACAAGGAGUGAGAUUCAUUAUGAAUGCCCAGAAUGCAAAGCUCUUUUCAAUAGUCAGGAUGUGUGGAUGGCACAUCGUUACACUCACAUGCAGGAUGUUCAACAUCCCAAGAUAGUGCUUCAGACUGAUGACCAUGUUAUUGAGGAUGGACUCCAGCUUAUGUGUGCCCCUGCAGUACCUGGGGAAGUCCACCUUGUAACAGGGGAUCCACAUUUCCAUGUGUCUGCUCCGUCGUCCGCUUCUGUGUCCCACACUCAGGUGCUGGUGGAUUUGGAACACUCCUAUAAAAAGAAUGAGGGAGCAGGGGAAGACUGUGCCAUGGAAGUUUUGCUAUAUAAGUGCUCCGAGUGCACUCAGCUUUUUCAGACACCAGGAGAAUUUUUGGAACACCAAGGGACACAUUUUUCUGGACCGGAACGCAUUUCAGGCACAAACAGCCUGGACACCCCACCACUGUCUCUGAAUGGGCAGGAAAAAGAACCUUUGCAAAAUCAGGAAAAUGUUUCCACUGACUAUCAGGAGGAGAAUAAAGAAUUGCCAGUGCAGCCAGAGGAAAAUCAAUCAGAGCAAGAUAGCGGGACAGUUGACCAAGAACCUUUAUUAUCCUGCAAUGAUUGCAGUGAGAAAUUUCAGUUUACCAAGGACCUUGAAGAGCAUGAAGCCUCCCAUCAGAAUGGUCCCUUCAGCUGUCCGCUUUGCAGCAAAGUCUUCACUACACAAGUAGAGGUGGGCGAGCACCUGAACUCCCACCGUAGUGAAUCUCAUUACCUCUGCGUGGAUUGUGGUCUUGCCUUUGUAAGUGAGACUGUCCUACUAAACCACCGUCGUUCUCACUUGGCCAAUCCUCUCUUCACUUGUGAAUGCGGGCUGACCUUUUUGAACAUGACUAGGUUCUUGUAUCACCGUCGUGUUCAUAACAACAAACAGCGUGACGCUGGUGCCGUGGAGGAGAAAAAAGCUGUUAACAGCACAGUCCCAAGCCCUUCUGGAAACUUCCAUUGUGACCCAUGUGGAAAGGAUUUCCCUUUGCUUUCUCAGUUUUUGCGGCACCAGAGGUUUGUUCAUGCCCUAGAGAGAAGACACAAAUGCCCUACUUGUGGCAAGCAUUUUAAGAAAGGCUCCCACCUGCGCACUCACAUGCUAACACACACAGGAGAAAGACCAUAUUCCUGCACGGUCUGUAGUAAGUCUUUCAACUCUCAAGCCAACCUGCUUCGGCACCGACUUACCCAUACUGGAGAGAAGCCCUAUAAAUGCCAGCUCUGUGGAAAGGCAUUCAGUCAGUCAUCUACAUUACAACAGCACCAGUAUGUGCAUGGCCAGGCCUAUCUAUAUAAAUGCAAUGAGUGCGGUGUUAAUUUUCACCGUCCUUACCGCCUGCUUUUGCACCAGUACCACCAUACAGGAGAGUAUCCUUAUAAGUGCCAGGAAUGUGGCCUUUCCUUUCUUCUUAAGAGGCUGCUUGAAGUACAUCAGUUAGGUCACCGUGGUGAGGAGCCACAUCGAUGCCAGGAGUGUGGGACAAAUUUCCCCAGUGUACAAAGAUUACAGGAUCACCGCUGUAGUAAAGCGGGCGAUGGAGGAGGUGAAAAAUUAGAAUGCCCUAUAUGUGGCAAGAAAGUGACUUCAGAUGCCCACCUGAAUACUCACGUUGCUACUCAGCACUCUGGAAAUAAAAAAAACAAUACGUGUUGUACAAAGGGCUCCGCUGUAUUACCCCGGAACAAACUGAAAGGAGGAGGAAAAAAUCUUGAAUGCUCAGACUGCCACAAAACCUUCAGCACUGAAACCUCACUUCAAGUGCACCGCAGGAUUCACACCGGUGAGCGGCCAUACCCGUGCCCUGAUUGCGGCAAAGCCUUUAGACAGUCGACCCACUUGAAGGAUCACCGCAGGCUGCACACAGGUGAAAAACCUUUCAAGUGUGACGUGUGUGGGAAAGCAUUUACAAUUGCUGUGCGUCUAUCUGAGCAUAAACGCAUCCACACCGGGGAGAGGCCUCAUUCAUGUCCAGACUGUGGCAGAGCCUAUCGCUCAUUCUCCAAUCUCUGGAAACAUCGAAAACUCCACCGAGAGCAACAAAUACAGGCACCGGAGUCCCAGCCCACCGACCUCUCUAACACUGUGGCCAUACUGGAGACUGUAGAAACUAUUCCAAUUAUUGAGACCGUUGAAAUCUUUCCAGAGGGCAGUACAAUAAGUGUGCAGGACAUUCAGUUUGAGACCCUCCAGGUGGAAAAUAUUCAUUUGGGAAAUAUUCAGAUUGGAACUUUAUAAAGGGUACAAGUCCUUCUUUUGUGGGCAAACUCAUGCUGUACCCCUGCAGUCUCUGUCCUUUAUUAGAGUUUUAGGCAGUUGGCACUUGUUCUUUGGGGACCACAGUGUGAGUGAUAACAUAGACUUUGUGUUAUGGAAAGCUAUUCAGGAGCUUGCUUGGCAGGGUAAGGAAGAUGGUUCUGCCGCUCCUGCUCUCUGAUGAUGAAAAUGUUAUAUAAAAUAUAAAUUUUAUUGUCCUCCAAAGUUAUGUUAUUCAGGCAGUUCUGCUUGCUAAAUAUUUCAAUAAAGCAGUACUCUUCCCCCAGAAAGGACUAACAGUAGUAUGGUGUGUCUGCCUUUACCUAUGUAAUGCAUUGCUGCUUUUCUUUGACUUCUGUCUGUUCUUUCUGUAACUUGGCGCUGCUCUUCCCUUUCCUGUAGCUCUUUUCUUUCCUCUGGCUCUUUUAUUCACAUCUGAUGCUCUACUUCUGUCCAUAUGGUUCUAUACCUUCACGCCUCUCCCUUACAUCUAGUCUUUUUGGGUCAGUAUCCUGAUGCACAUCUACCUGAUGCUCCUCUUUGUUGCCACUUUUGUUUCCAGAACUCUGCUUUGAUUUGCUUUGCUACCUCUCUCGCAAGAUCUCUGUGCCUUAGGUAAAAAUCAGUCUUAUUUUUUAUUGGGAAGCUUUUAGGUACAACCAGUAAUGGGCAACUUCAUGGCACAAGGAUUAUUGCAGUUUGUUGAUACCCAGCAACACGUGGAAAGUGAGCCUGAAGACCAUGGUACAAAGGGACAGAUGGUUACUUGCCCUUUAACAGUUUUUUUUUCUUUCUUCCUUUCCUUCUGCCCUUGUCACCUGCUCCCCUAUUACUCUUAUCAUGUCAACAGUUCUAUUGUUAGCUUAAAUCUUCUACCCCCCUCCAAAUUCUCCCUUAUCUUUUCUAAUAUGUAUAAUUCCUCUGCAUUGAUGAAUUCAAGUCUGUCCUUAUUCUAACUGUACCCCAUCCCAUAAGCAGUACAACCUGUGGUCCAGUCCGUACAAAAGUAUAAGGUUAAAUCUGUGCAGUUUGACUAAUACGUUCCAUUAAUGCAAAUGAUAGGCUGUGCUGUUUGGUUCGGAUUCUUAUUUGCCGGGCCGAAAAUUGAUGGCGGAAUGUAGAAUAAAAUCAUUUCUCAUUAAAAAUAGCUUAUACACUA
This is a messenger RNA of Xenopus laevis (African clawed frog), 3999 nucleotides long. It is a transcript of the gene znf574.S, whose product is annotated as zinc finger protein 574 S homeolog. The transcript has 3 exons. Gene Ontology annotation, cellular component: cytoplasm; nucleus. The coding region runs from base 270 to 2822 and encodes 850 amino acids. NCBI's taxonomy places the organism in Eukaryota, Metazoa, Chordata, Amphibia, Anura, Pipidae. The record is from RefSeq and is a predicted model, not a curated record.